AUGGUGGUGGUUGGGGGUGGGUGUGGGGGGUGGGUGUUGUAUUGGAUUUUGGGGUGGGGAGUGAGUGGUUUUUGUUGUUUGGGUUUUUUGGGUUUUGGUUGUGUUGAGGGUGAUUGUGUUGUUUUUUAUGGUGUGGGUGGGGUGGUGGUGGGUUGUUUUGGGGGUUGGUUGGUUAUGUGUUUUGGUGGGUGGGGGGUUGUGGUUUGGUGUUGUUGUGGGUUGGUUGUGGUUGUAUUGGGUGGUGUUGGGGGUGUGUUGGUGUUUGUUGUUUGGGUUUGUGGGUGUUGUGGGUGUUGUGGUUGUGGUGGGUUGUGUUGGUGUGUGAGUGGGAUGUGUGUGUGUGUGGUUGUGUGUGGGGGUGUUUUUGGUGGGGGGUUGUGUGGUGGGGGUUUUGGUGUGGUGGGGUUGUGGGUGGUGGGUGGGGGGGGUUUGGUGUUUGUGGUGUUUGGGUGUGUUGUUUUGUGUGUAUGGGUGUGGUUUGGGUUGUGGAGGUUUUGUUGGGGGUGGUGGGGGGGGGGGGUUUGGGUUUUUGGUGGGGGUUGGGUUGGGGGUUUGUGUGGUGUGGUGUGGUUUUUGGUGGGGUUUGGUGUUGUUUGGGUUUUUGGGGGGUGGGUAUUGGGUAGUGUUUGGGUGUUUGGAUUUUUGGUUGUGGUUGGUUGGGUGGGGGUGUGUUUGAGGUUUGGUUUGUGUUGGUUUGUUGUGUGGGUGUUUGGGGGUUGUGGGGUUUGUGUGUUGGGUUUUGAGUGGGUUAUGUUUUUUUGUUAUGGGGGGUUAUGGGGUGGUGUUGGGUGGGGGUGGUAUUUUUUGGUGGGUGUGUGGUGUGGGGGUGGUUGGGUGGGUGGGUGGGUUUUGUGUGGUGGGGUUUAUUUUGGUUGGGUUUUGGUUGUUUGUUUGGGGGUUGUGGGGGUUUUGUUGUGGUGGUUGGGGUGGGGUAUUGGGGGUGUGUUUUUUUUGGGUGGUGGAGUGGGUGUGUUGGAGUGGGUUGUUGGUUGGGUUGUUUGUGUGGGGGGUUGUUGGUGGUGUUUGGGUUGUUGGUGUGGUUGGUGGGUGGGGGGGGGGGGGUGGGGGUUUGUUGGGGUUUUAGUGGGGGGUUGUGGGGGGGGGGGUUUGGUGGUGGGGUUGGUGGGGGGGGGGUUGGGGGGGGGGGUGGGGGUGGGGUGGUGGUUGGGGGGUGGUGGGGGGGGGGGGGGGUGUGGUUGUGUUUGGGGGGGGGGGGUGGUGGGUGGGGUUGUGUUGUGUGUUUUUUGGGGUUGGGUUGUUGGGUUGUUGUGGUGUGGGUGUUGGGGGGUGUGGGGGGGUAUUGUGUGUUGGGUGUGUUGGUGGGGGGUUGUGGGGGGGGGGGGGGUGGGGGGGGGUGGGGGUGGGGUGGUUGGAGUUGGGGUGGUAUUUUUGGUUUGGGUUUGGUUUGUUUGUGGUUUUUGUUUUGGGGGUGUGGUUGGGGGGGUGUGGUGGUGUGGUGGUGUUGUGUGUUUGGGGGGGGUGGGUGUGUGUGUGUUUGGGUUUUUGGGUGUUGGUGUUGGUGGUGGUGUUGGGUUGUGUUUGGUUUGGGGGGUUUUGGGUUGGGGGGGGUGGGGGGGGGGGGUUGGGUGGGGGGGUUGUUUUUGUGUUGGUGGGGUGUGUUUGGUGUUUGUGUUUGGUUUUUUUUGGGGGUGGGGGGGGUGGGGUGGGGUGGGAUUUGGUUUGUUGGGGUUGGGUUGGGGGGGUGGGGGGGGGGGGUGGUGGUUGGUGUUGUUUUUUGGGGGGGUUGUGUGUGGGGUUGUGGUUGUUUGUUGGGGGUGGGGUUGGUGGGGGGGUGGGUGGUGGUUUGGGUUGGGUAGUUGUUUUGGGGUUGGUUUUGUUGUGGUUGGGUUUUGGUUUUGGUUGGUGUUUUUGUGUGUGGGGGUUAGUUGGGGGUGUGUUGUGUGUGGGGGGGGUUGUGUGUGGGUGGUUGGGUGGGGGGGGUGGGGGGGGGGGGGUGUUGGGUUUGUGGUUUGUGGGUGUGGUGUUGGGGGUGGUUUGUUGAGGUGUUUGGGGUUGGGUGGUGGUUUUUUUUUGGUGUUGGUGGGUGUUUGUUUUUGUGUGUGGUUUGUGUGUGGUUUUGGUGUUGUGUUGUGUUUUUUGGUUUUGAGGUUGGUUGUGGUUGGGGGUGGGGUUGGGGUUGUGUGUGGGUGGGGUAGUUUGUGGUGUUGGGUAGGGUGUUUGAUGGGGUGGGUUGGGGUUAGUUUGUAUGGUGGGUUUGGGGUGAAAUGGUUUUGUGGUUGGGGUGGUUUAGUGUUUGGUGUGUGGGGAUGGGGGGUUGUAGGGGUGGGUGGGGGUUGUUGUUGGGGUUUUUGGGUGUUGUGGUUUGUGAGGUGGGGGGUUUGGGGUAGGUUUUAUUUGGGGUGUUGUGGGUGGGGUUUGGGGGUAGGUGGUUUUGGGGUGUGGGGUGGGGGUUUGUUGUGGUGGGGGUUUGUUUUUUGGUGGUUGGGGGUGGGGUUUGUUGAUUGUUGGUGGUGGUGUUGGGGGUUUUGA
Molecule: messenger RNA, 2490 nt
Organism: Knipowitschia caucasica
Lineage: Eukaryota; Metazoa; Chordata; Actinopteri; Gobiiformes; Gobiidae
Source: the annotation of a GenBank genome assembly